Molecule: messenger RNA, 2568 nt
Organism: Hevea brasiliensis (rubber tree)
Lineage: Eukaryota; Viridiplantae; Streptophyta; Magnoliopsida; Malpighiales; Euphorbiaceae
Product: mitogen-activated protein kinase 20
Exons: 11
Coding region: 479-2326 (615 amino acids)
Biological process (GO): intracellular signal transduction; protein phosphorylation
Cellular component (GO): cytoplasm; nucleus
Molecular function (GO): MAP kinase activity; ATP binding
Source: RefSeq, a predicted model, not a curated record
AUGGCUCUAGAUUCACGCUAUACGUGAUACGCCUCCCUGCCGCUGGCUCUCUCACUUGUCGGUGUUGAGAUCUUGCAGCUUCUGCACUCAAAGCCACACGUUACAGCUUCCUUGAAGAUUGAAAAAAAAAGGCUAUAACGACUCUGGUCUAGGGUUCCUGAAUUUAUUUGGAUCUUCACACUAAGUAAAGCCGAAAGGUUAAGGAAAUGCUUGAGUUGCUAGUCUUCUUGUUACUGGAUUGUCCAAAGGCGGUCGCUGCUUCAUGCUAGCUUUUGUGGUCGGAUUAUGGGAAGCGGCGGAGGAGGUGGAGCAGUGUAUGAGGGAAUUGGUGGUGGUUUGGAAUUUAUGUACGGUGGUGAAGGAUUCUAGGAGGAGAAUAGGGUGGGUUUGUGGGCUGUUCAUAAGGAGCAGGGGUAGAUCGUCGUUAGGACAAACGAUUGUUAAGUUUGGAAAUUUUUAAACGGAAAAGGAAAACAAAAUGCAGCAAGAUCACCCGAAGAAGAAUUCGACAGAAGUGGACUUUUUCUCUGAAUAUGGUGAUGCCAAUAGGUAUAAAAUUCAGGAAGUUAUUGGCAAAGGCAGUUACGGCGUUGUUUGCUCAGCAAUUGACACUCACACUGGUGAAAAAGUGGCAAUAAAGAAAAUACAUGAUAUUUUUGAACACAUUUCAGAUGCUGCUCGCAUUCUUCGUGAAAUAAAGCUGCUUAGACUGCUAAGGCACCCUGAUAUUGUAGAAAUUAAACAUAUUAUGCUUCCACCUUCAGGAAGGGAUUUUAAAGAUAUAUAUGUUGUUUUCGAGCUGAUGGAGUCAGAUCUACAUCAAGUCAUUAAAGCCAAUGAUGACUUGACACGAGAGCACUAUCAGUUUUUUCUUUACCAGCUUCUUCGUGCAUUAAAGUAUAUCCACACAGCGAAUGUCUAUCAUCGAGAUUUAAAACCUAAGAAUAUAUUGGCAAAUGCGAACUGUAAACUUAAAAUUUGUGAUUUUGGGCUAGCAAGAGUUGCUUUCAGUGAUACCCCCUCAACAAUAUUUUGGACGGACUAUGUUGCUACACGAUGGUAUAGAGCUCCUGAACUUUGUGGAUCAUUUUUCUCUAAGUAUACACCAGCAAUUGAUAUAUGGAGUAUAGGCUGCAUCUUUGCUGAAGUACUAACAGGGAAACCACUUUUUCCUGGCAAAAAUGUUGUUCAUCAACUGGAUUUGAUGACAGAUCUGCUUGGUACCCCAUCAUUAGAUACAAUAUCACGGGUUCGAAAUGAUAAGGCAAGGAGAUAUUUAACUACCAUGAGGAAAAAGCAGGCCGUGCCAUUAGCUCAGAAAUUUCCAAAUACUGAUCCAUUGGCGUUGCGUCUAUUGGAAAGGCUACUUGCUUUUGAUCCAAAAGACCGGCCAACGGCUGAAGAGGCGCUAGCAGAUCCUUACUUCAAGGGGCUGGCAAAAGUUGAGAGGGAGCUGUCUUGUCAACCAAUAACAAAGAUAGAGUUUGAGUUUGAGAGGCGAAGGGUUACAAAGGAGGACGUGCGAGAGCUAAUUUUUCGAGAGAUACUGGAAUACCAUCCUCAAUUGCUCAAGGACUACAUAAAUGGAACUGAGAGGACUAACUUUCUUUAUCCAAGUGCCAUUGAUCAAUUUAGAAGGCAGUUUGCACAUCUUGAGGAAAAUGGUGGUAAAAGUGGGCCAGUAAUUCCACUUGAAAGAAAGCACGUAUCUCUUCCUAGGUCUACAAUUAUACAUUCAAACACAAUUCCUCCCAGAGAACAGACCAUUGCUUGCUUAAGAGAUCGACAGUCUGCUGAGGAAACAUACAACAAAACUUCCCGAUAUUCUGAUGGAACUCAUGUAAAUAUAUCAACCCUGCAGGCACCACAAAGAAUUCCACUAGCUAAACCGGGAAAAGUUGCGGGGUCAGUUGUUCCAUGCGACAAGGGAAGUAUCAUGAAAGAUGCCUAUGACCCAAGAACUUUUGUCAGAGGCUCAUUACUUCCUGCUCAGGGUGUCCCUUCUGCAUAUGGUUAUCGCAAAUCUAGCACAGGGAAGCAAGAGAGAUCCGCCUUGGAAAAUCUGAGUUCUUCACAAAAGCAAGUCCAGCAACGUGGCAUAACAACAAAAUUUGCGCCAGAUAUAGCUAUCAACAUUGACUCCAACCCUUUUUUUCUGACCCGGGCAGGAGUGAAUAGGGUGGAACAAGUUGAUGACCGAAUUACAAUCAAUACAAACUUGUUGCAUGCCAAGGCUCAGUACAGUGCGAUCGGCACUGCUGCAACUGUGGCGGCUUCUCACAGAAAAGUUGGGACUGUUCAAUAUGGUAUGACAAAGAUGUACUAAAGCUGUGAAAGGCUUUGUGCCAAACGGACAGAUCCAUGUACAGGAAAAUUAAAAACCAAAGGAGAGAGAUGGUUUCUCGGGUACAUAGUAUCUGAUUCUGUUAGGCAGUAGGAUUGGUCAUGAGAGACUAUAUAUCGGGCGUAGGUGGUCAAAAGGAUAUGUAUAUUAGAUAAAAUUCUAUAUAAGAACUCCAUUUAUAAAAGAAAAUAACAAGGAAAGCAAGCAUGGCUUCUCUUUCCUCA